Molecule: messenger RNA, 6703 nt
Organism: Misgurnus anguillicaudatus (oriental weatherfish)
Lineage: Eukaryota; Metazoa; Chordata; Actinopteri; Cypriniformes; Cobitidae
Source: RefSeq, a predicted model, not a curated record
AUCAUUUUUUUACAUGAUUUAUAUUGUACAUUAGCAGAUUCGAGGAAGUGAAUGUAUGAGCGUUCUCUUCGUUCAUUGGCUAUGAUAGCGGAAGUGACGUUAACCCUGCCGACCAUCUCAAUACAAACAGCUGAGCUGACAGUCCGACAACAGGGAUGGAGUUGGCGCACAGUUUACUGCUGAAUGAAGAGGCUCUGGCUCACAUCACUGAAGCUAAGAGAGCCGUCUUCAUAUUCGAGUGGCUCAGGUUUCUAGAUAAAGUUCUUGUUGCAGCAAAUAAGGUUGAUGUAAAGGAGAAGCAGAAGAAGUUAGUUGAGCAGCUGACGGGUUUAAUCAGCAGCUCACCAGGGCCGCCCACCAGGAAACUGCUGGCCAAGAAUCUGGCAGUACUCUACAGCAUCGGUGACACCUUCACUGUCUUUCAGACUCUCGACAAGUGUAAUGACAUCAUCAAGAGUAAAGAUGACACGCCGGCGUAUUUACCCACUAAACUCGCUGCGGUGGCGUGCGUCGGGGCCUUCUAUGAGCGAAUGGGCCGAAUGUUGGGCAGCUCAUUUCCAGAGACCAUCAAUAAUCUCCUGAAGGCUCUGAAGAGCGCAGAGUCUCAGGGUCGAGGUGAGAUCCUGCUGAGUUUGCAGAAGGUUCUUAGUGGUCUGGGUGGCGCUGCUGCUUCCUGUCAUAGAGAUAUUUACAAGAAUGCUCGAUCCCUGCUGACUGACAGAUCCAUGGCUGUCCGCUGUGCUGUGGCAAAGUGUUUGUUAGAGCUGCAGAACGAGGCCGUGUUUAUCUGGACCACAGAGCUGGAGAACGUGGCCACGCUGUGUUUUAAAGCUCUUGAAGGCUCGACGUACGGCGUGCGUGUCGCUGUAUCCACACUGCUGGGAACAGCCAUGGCCACGGCACUGAUGCCCAAACAGGCCACAGUAAUGCGUCAGAAUGUAAAACGAGCGACUCUGGAGGAGGUUCUGGAGCUGAUGGCCACAGGUUUCCUCCGUGGAGGUUCAGGCUUUCUGAAGAGCGGAGGAGAAAUGCUGAAGGGGGCGUCUGUCAGUCGAGAGGUGCGGGUCGGUGUAACUCAGGCUUACGUUGUGUUCGUCACGGCUCUGGGAGGUCAGUGGUUGGAGCGUAACUUCGCUGUAUUUCUAUCUCAUUUACUGGAGCUGGUUGCUCACCCGCGGGCCACACAGACUCACGUCGAGGCGGUGUAUUCACGUCGCUGCGUCUCCUUUGCCUUGCGGGCAACUGUGGGCGGUCUGCUGGGUGAGAAGGCUCAAAUCGCUGCCGCAAAGGAAAUCUGCUUGGCCAUCAGCAAACAGAUGAGAGCCGUGGAAGCUGUAGUGAAUGACACCAGCAGUGAGAACCGGGCCGGAGCUGGAGACGUCUCAGCAAGUCAGCAUGUCAUGGUUUGUGCCCUUAAAGAGCUGGGCAGUCUGGUGCAAAGUCUGAGCGCUACAGCAUCUCCUCUUAUCCAGGAACCAUCUGUCGGUUUUUUGGAGACGGUAACGUCGGUGUUGCUGCACCCGAGCAUGGCGGCACGCCUGUCUGCGGCCUGGUGUCUACGCAGUGUUGCCGUGGCUUUGCCGUACCAGCUGACGCCUCUACUGGAGCGCUGUGCUGAAUGCAUUAAUAACCUGAAGAACUCACCGGAGGCUGUCAGUGGCUACAGUUUUGCAAUGGCUGCUCUGUUGGGUGGAGUGUAUCAGUGUCCACUGGGUAUCCCACACUCCAAGGGCAAGAUGGUGGUGAGUAUAGCUGAAGAUCUCCUGCGCUCAGCAGCUCAGAACAGUCGUCUGUCUCUUCAGAGAACUCAAGCCGGCUGGCUGCUCUUAGGUGCCCUCAUGACCUUAGGACCAUCUCUAGUGCGCUACCACCUGCCCAAGAUGUUGUUGUUGUGGCGUAACGUGUUUCCUCGCUCUCAGAAAGAGCUGGAGGCUGAGAAAGCACGAGGCGACUCUUUCACCUGGCAGGUGAUGCUGGAGGGACGUGCCGGCGCUCUGUGUGCAAUGCGCAGCUUUGUGGCUCAUUGUCCCGAGCUGUUGACAGAAGAUGUGAUUCGUAGACUGAUGACACCCAUCGAGUGUGCUAUGACCAUGAUGUCUCAUGUUCCUGCAUUGAUAAAGGUUCAUGGUGCUCAUCUGAAGGCUAGUGCUGCCAUGGUCCGACUGCGACUCUAUGACAUACUGGCACUACUGCCACCCAAGACAUAUGAAGGUAGUUUUAAUGCCCUGCUGAGGGAGUUGGUGGCAGAGUUCACCUUGACAGAUAACUCGGCCAACACCACGACCUCUCUGCUGCGCUCACUGUGUCAUUAUGAUGACAGUGUGCUGAUGGGCUCAUGGUUACAGGAAACAGAUCACAAGUCCAUUGAAGAUCAGCUGCAACCCAACAGCGCAUCCGGCAGUGGAGCUCUCGAACACGACCCGUCCUCCAUUUACCUGCGGGUUCCCGUCGGUGAGGCCGUCCCCGGACCUCUGCCUCUGGGUGUGUCUGUCAUCGAUGCGUCUGUCGCUCUGUUUGGAGUGGUCUUUCCGCACGUCUCUUUCAAACACAGGUUGCAAAUGCUUGAUCACUUUGCCGAAUGCAUUAAACAAGCUAAAGGUGUCCGUCAACAGGCUGUCCAGUUAAACAUUUUCACAGCAGUGCUGAGCGCUCUCAAGGGUCUGGCAGAAAACAAGAGCAGCCUCGGCCCUGAAGAGGUGAGGAAGUCGGCUUUGGCACUCGUGAUGGGGGCGCUGGAUAACCCAAACCCCAUCCUCCGCUGUGCUGCUGGAGAGGCUCUUGGCAGGAUGGCACAAGUCGUAGGGGAAGCGUCAUUCAUUGCCAGGAUGGCACAGCACAGCUUUGACAAGCUGAAGUCGGCGCGUGACGUGGUUUCCAGGACGGGUCACUCUUUGGCUUUAGGCUGUCUGCAUCGGUACGUUGGUGGCAUCGGUUCUGGCCAGCACCUAAAGACCAGCGUGAGCAUCUUGUUGGCUCUAGCACAAGACGCCACAUGUCAUGAGGUCCAGACGUGGGCUCUGCAUUCUCUGGCACUCAUUGUGGACUCCAGUGGGCCCAUGUAUCGUGGUUAUGUGGAGCCCACCCUGUCUCUGGUGCUGACUCUGCUGCUGACCGUCCCACCCUCACACACGGAGGUCCAUCAGUGUCUGGGUCGCUGUCUCGGAGCGCUCAUCACCACCGUGGGCCCAGAACUGCAAGGUAACAGCGGCACUAUCUCUACGAUCCGUUCGUCGUGUCUGGUGGGCUGUGCCAUCAUGCAGGAUCAUUCUGAUUCGCUGGUUCAGGCUGCAGCCAUCUCCUGUCUGCAGCAGCUUCAUAUGUUCGCCCCGCGCCACGUCAACCUGUCCAGCCUGGUGCCCACCCUCUGUGUGCACCUGUGCAGUUCUCAUCUGUUAUUACGGCGAGCCGCUGUGGCGUGUCUCAGGCAGUUAGCUCAGCGCGAGGCUGCAGAGGUGUGUGAAUACGCCAUGAGUCUGGCCAGGAGGGCUGGUGACAGCAAAGACAACACCACUAUCAAUCUGAACAUCACAGAGACCGGGUUAGAAGGGGUUCUGUUCGGGAUGCUGGACCGUGAGACGGACAGGAAGUUGUGUUCGGAUAUUCACGAUACAUUGGGCCACAUGCUGUCCUCCCUGGCUGUAGAGAAACUUCCUCAUUGGCUGAAACUCUGCAAAGACGUGCUGGCGGCAACUACAGAGGUUGGUGGAACCGUUACGUCUGAUGGCAGACGAAAGGAAGAAGAUGAAGACUCUGAGAAGAAGGAUGAGAUGGAUGAUGACAUCAUGUUUACAUCACUGGGUCAGGACGACAAGUCCAAACCUUCUGUGGCCCCUCGCUGGGUCACGCGUGUAUUUGCUGCUGACUGUUUGUGCCGCAUCAUUAAUCUGUGUGAAAAUGCAGAUAAAGUCCACUUUGACUUGGCGGCGGCCCGUAUUGCCAAGACUAAAAAUCCUGCAGGUGACUUUCUGGUGCUGCACUUGUGUGAUCUGAUUCGUAUGGCCUUCAUGGCUGCGACCGAUCACAGUAACCAGCUGCGUAUGGCCGGUCUACAGGCACUGGAGGACAUCAUUAAGAAGUUUGCCACUGUGCCUGAACCUGAGUUUCCAGGUCAUGUGAUACUGGAGCAAUACCAGGCCAAUGUAGGUGCGGCACUCCGACCGGCAUUUUCAGCAGAUACACCUUCAGACAUCACAGCCAAAGCCUGUCAGGUGUGCAGUGCCUGGAUAGGAAGCGGUGUCGUCAGUGAUCUCAAUGACUUGCGUCGUGUCCACAAUCUUUUAGUCUCCUCUCUGGACAAAGUUCAGGCUGGCAAAGGCCAAUCCAGUCAGCUUUACAGCGAGAGCGCCACCACCAUGGAGAAGUUAGCUGUGCUGAAAGCAUGGGCAGAGGUGUUUGUAGUGGCUAUGAAUAUAAAGAAGGAGUCUCAGUCCAGAACGGCCUGUGAGGAAGAUGAGGAAGAGGAGGAGAGAGAUGAAGAUGUUCUCCCUCCAGACAGUCUGAUGACAUUAGUUGAGCCCGAGCUGCCGUCUCUCAGUCGUCUGUGGCUGGCCGUGUUGAGAGAUUAUGCGCUGCUAACUCUGCCUGCUGAAUUCUCCAGCCAGCUGCCACCUGAAGGAGGUGCCUUUUACACCCCAGAGACUAUAGAUAUGGCACGUCUUCAUUAUCGUAACUCAUGGGCACCUAUCCUGCACGCUGAGGCGUUGUGGCUCAGUAGCACAAGUUUCGGGACUGUUGAAGAGACCGCAGAAAGCAAGAGUGGACCCAUCAAAGGGCCUGUAGUGACUCCAGCGCCCAGCAAAAACGCAGAGGAUCUUGUGAAGGACAAACUGCACCUUCUUCUAGGUAUCAGCAUUGAAUUUCUGUGUUUUCCUCGUGCCGAGGAGCCCAUUGAAGAUGUGAUGUCAUGUCUGCGUGCUCUGUGCACACUCCUCGACUCACCCAGCGCUCGCACACACAUCGCAGAGGACCAGUUGUUGGCUGUGGAGUUGUUGAAUGUGCUUCAUCGGCUGUUGUUAACACGUGAUCCGCCCAGUGUGCAGCUGCAGGUGAUCGCAGUCGUACAGAAAAGCAUCCACGCGGCCCAAGAGCACCUGGAGCGCAUGAAGAGCAACAAGACUGUAGAGGAUGCUGGAGAGCAGGUGUCAAUGCUCGGUGAAGGUGGUGAGACCGGUGAACUUCUGCCAGGAAAAUCUCUGGUGUUUGCUGCUAUGGAGCUGCUGGUUUUUAUCUUGGUGCGUCACCUGCCUCAGCUGAAGGAGAAAGAUAGUGAUGAUGUCAGACCGUCUAUCUGUCUGAAUCUUUCUGAUGACAGCAGUCGACUUGUGGCUGCUACAGUCACAGCUCUUGCUGAGUUACCUUCACUAUGUUCACCUGCAGGAAGUAUGACCAUCCUGCCCACAAUCCUGUUUCUCAUCACUGGUGUCCUGCGAGAGACGGCAGUAAAAACAUCAGAUAACUCUGUCCCGGUCCCUGUAUCUGCAGCCCUGCAGGGCAUUAAAAUCAUCUUGAGUUCUCCAGCGGCGGCGGCGCGUCAUCAGAAGAAUCAGACGCACUGGAGCUCUCUCAUCAGGAGUAGUUUAGCCACAAUACUGGAGGACUCACAGCCUGGAUCCAGUGUAGAUGAAGUGAGUCUGUUGACAGCGAUUACUCUGUUUUUACUGUCAGCCAGCAGUGAGCUGGUCGGUGUCUCUGUUCUGCAGAAGGGCUGUAUCGAUCGUUUCAGACAUGGACUUAAUUCCUCUGAUCCCUGCACUCAAGCUCGCUGUUAUCAGCUCCUGCUGUCAGUGUUUCAGCACUCGUGCCGCAGUCUCUCUGUGCCGUAUAUCCACACAUUAGCACCAGUGCUGGUGGAGAAACUCAAGGCCAUUGAACACAGACGACCAUCCACACCUGCUGAACUUCAGGCUGUACAGGAAGGGGUUAAAGUGUUGGAGAGCCUCGUGGCCAUGGGAGAAGAUCAGCACCGCGUGCAGUUAUUGGCUCUGCUGGUCCCGACUCUGGUUUCAUAUCUGUUAGAUGAUACGGCUUUCUCUUCAGCGUCUGUGAGCUCUAAGGGCCUGCAUGAGUUUGCUCUUCAGAACCUCAUGCACAUAGGACCGCUCUACCCUGAUGCCUUCAAGACUGUGAUCGGAGCGGCACCAGAGCUGAAGAUUCGUCUGGAGAGUGCCAUCAGAUCCAGACAAGCCAACAGUAAAGCCAAGGCCACAAGCAGACAGUCUCAGCAGAGCGUACAGGCCACACCCACCAUCAAACUUAAAACCAGCUUCUUCUAAAUCUUUCAUUAAACGUCCCCGACACGGUGUGACGCCUUUAUUUAUUCAGUCUGACACACAAAUAAAGUCAAAUAUGUUACAGUGAAAUGGUUAUGAAGACUUUAUGGUUAAACGUUGUUGUUGUUAAACGGUGCGUGCCAUUUGUAAUCUCAUAGUUUUUUCAAAACACACCGUCUGUCACUAACAGUCAAUGAAUGACAUCCUUCACAUAACACAGACAGACAGACUGACGGUUGAAUAUUCCCAUCAGCACAUUCCUAAAGUUUUCAUCAUGUUUUUAUGAUCUAUUUAUUUAGAUCGAGUUGAAUGAAUACUUCUGUAUUUCUUUUACUGUCUAGUUUUAAUUCACUCUUUUAUUUUUCACAAUUCUUCACAACACAUAAUUCAAGUGGUAAGUCUUCAUGUAUUUAUAAUUGUAAGUACAAUGUUGU